Melopsittacus undulatus (budgerigar) is the source of this 4007-nucleotide messenger RNA. RefSeq names its product acyl-CoA synthetase short chain family member 1 (gene ACSS1). Gene Ontology annotation, molecular function: acetyl-CoA synthetase activity; AMP binding. Bases 1 to 2019 code for a protein of 672 amino acids. The record is from RefSeq and is a predicted model, not a curated record. NCBI's taxonomy places the organism in Eukaryota, Metazoa, Chordata, Aves, Psittaciformes, Psittaculidae. Gene Ontology annotation, cellular component: mitochondrion. The transcript is spliced from 14 exons.
AUGGCGCUGGCGGCAGCCCGAGUGCGGGUGCUGCGCGCCCUCCGCCGCCCGGUCCCACCGGUCCCGGUCGGCCCCCGGCGCUGCUGUAGCGAUGACAGCGGCGGUGCCGGGGCGCUGCCGUCGGGCAGGUACCGGCUCUGGCAGGAGCGGGCGGCCCGGGACCCCGCCGCGUUCUGGUCGGAGGUAGCACGGGACGCGCUGCGCUGGGACCGCCCGUUCCACACGGCCCGCGAUGCUGGACCCCCCGCGGCCGUGCGCUGGUUCCUCGGCGGACGCCUCAACGUCUCCGUAAAUUGCUUGGAUCAACAUGUCGAAAAGUCCCCCAACAGAGUAGCUUUGAUCUGGGAGAGAGAUGAGCCUGGCACUGCAGUGCAUGUCACCUACAGGGAACUCCUGGAUCUGACCUGCCGUCUUGCCAACACCCUGAAGAAAUAUGGGAUACAGAAAGGAGACAGAGUGGCCAUCUACAUGUCCGUGUCCCCCUUGGCAGUGGCAGCCAUGCUGGCUUGUGCCAGGAUUGGUGCCAUCCACACCGUGGUCUUCGCUGGAUUCAGCGCAGAUUCCUUGGCUGGGAGGAUUGUGGACUCUGGAUGCAAAGCAGUUAUCACCUACAACCAGGGCAUCAGGGGAGGACGGAUCAUAGAGCUGAAGAUGACUGUGGAUGAAGCUGUGAAAAGCUGUCCAAACAUCAAACAUGUCUUUGUGGCUCAGAGGACAGAUAACAAAGUCCAGAUGGGUGACCAUGAUAUUCCACUUGAUGAGGAGAUGGCCAAGGCAGCUUCUGUAUGUGCUCCAGAGAGCAUGGACAGUGAAGACAUGCUUUUCAUGCUGUAUACCUCAGGCAGCACUGGGAAACCCAAAGGAAUUGUUCACUCCCAGGCUGGAUACCUGCUCUAUGCUGCUCUCACGCACAAGUAUGUAUUUGACUACCGGCAAGGCGAUGUUUUUGGCUGUGUGGCUGACAUUGGCUGGAUCACAGGACAUAGCUAUGUUGUAUAUGGACCACUCUGCAAUGGAGCCACCUCUGUCCUCUUUGAAAGCACUCCAGUGUACCCUGACCCAGGUCGUUACUGGGAAAUGGUGGAAAGACUGAAAAUCAAUCAGUUUUAUGGGGCACCCACGGCUAUUCGCUUGCUGCUGAAUUAUGGAGAAGAGUGGGUGAAGAAAUAUGACAGAUCAUCCUUGAAGACCUUGGGAUCAGUGGGAGAGCCCAUCAACAACGAAGCUUGGCACUGGUUCUACCAUGUGGUGGGAGAAGGACGCUGCACCCUCGUGGACACGUGGUGGCAGACAGAAACUGGUGGCAUCUGCAUUGCCCCACGGCCAUCAGAGGAGCAAGCUGAGAUUGUUCCAGCUAUGGCCAUGAGACCUUUCUUUGGGAUUGUACCCGUGCUGAUGGAUGAGAAUGGAAAGGUUAUUGAGGGCAACGACGUGUCCGGUGCACUCUGCAUUGCCCAUCCAUGGCCUGGCAUGGCAAAAACAAUCUAUGGAGAUCAUCAGCGGUUUGUUGAUGCCUAUUUCAAAGCCUACCCAGGUUACUACUUCACAGGGGAUGGUGCUUACAGGACUGAGAAAGGCUAUUAUCAGAUAACGGGGCGCAUGGAUGAUGUCAUCAACAUCAGUGGACACAGGCUUGGGACAGCUGAGAUAGAAGAUGCAAUGGCUGAUCACCCUGAGGUCCCUGAGACAGCUGUGAUUGGGUAUCCACACAAGAUCAAGGGUGAAGGUGCCUUUGCUUUCAUAGUGCUAAAGAAGCAGACAGACAAUACAGACCGCAUCAAAGAAGAGCUCAAAACCAUUGUGGCUUCUAAGAUAGCAAAAUAUGCUGUGCCUGACCACAUUCUGGUGGUGAAACGACUUCCUAAAACCCGAUCAGGGAAGAUCCUGAGAAGGCUGCUGAGGAAAGUAGUCACUGACCAGUCAAGCAACAUAGGAGAUGUCACCACACUUGAUGAUCCAAGUGUUAUCAAGGAGAUACUGGAUGCUUACCAGAAAUACAAGGAGAAAAACUUGUCGUAACAGGCAGCUCUGGAAUCUCUCCUCUGGAAACAUGAAAGGUCUCGGAUAACAAGACAAAUGACAUAGCUCUCUCUUGUUUUCUUUCUAUUUUUUUAUGAACCCCUGUUCCUUCCAGGGGAACAGGAUUUUCUACUCCCCAAGAAAUGGAUGCUGAGAUGCACAGAGCUAGGAGCACUCUGCAGUUGAACUCACUUUCAUUGCUUUUAGGGCUGCUACAGAGCAGCCACUGGUGGUUUCCAUUAGCGAUGAACUGAUUUAAUACUAACUAAAGCAAGAUGCAGAUGUUCAUGUUUCUCAUUUUAAUGUUACUCUACAGGGAAAUGUUUUUAUACAAUACUUUUGCUGUUUUAAAAGAAGCCCUGAAAUGCACUACUUCAGUUUUAAUUUCAGCUAUGAUAGCUGAGUCCAAAGUAGCUGUAUUUCACUGCAGCUGUGGUGCCUUUUCAGCAAUGCUCGGUAUUCCAGUAGAUGUUUCACCUGUGCUGUUAGGGAAAUGAGAAGGAUAUGGCUAGUCUGAUGAUUCUUUCUUGUAUUUACCCAGUUGUUCUAAUACCUCAUUCUGCUUUGCUCCUAAGGAUUUGUUCCUACCACUCUAUGUCUUGGGACUGGCCAGAGAUGGUGAGCCUGUGUCCUUUCAUGUCCCACCUAGGCAACCCAGCACUAGCACUUCCAGCUGCAAAACUGAGCCACUAAGUCUGCUGCUGGACUCCCUGCAUGUCCUCAGUGCAUUACCAGUUGCACAGGAAGGGUCUAGUUCCACAUGGUUUUAUUUUGCUUUGAGAAACUGAGAUCACUAACUUGGCUUUUAAAGUAACUCUUCCUCAUUGGUGAUGACAACUGGAUUGAUGUUGUCCACUGUGGUUCACUUCUGCAUAUAAGGGCUGGUGGUCUGCAACUGGGUGAUCUUUGUUGCCAGUUGGUGCUUCAUGUAGAUGCCUUUGUUUCUUUAAGUCACUGUGAAAAGAGACAAUGUUUGCUUUGAAGCAUUGGGAAACAAGUCCUGAAGUGCUUGAGAGAGAUUUGAUGCUGCGAGGCAUCCUGGAGAGUUCACUGUGACGUAUCAGGCUGUGUGAUUUCUGCUUCAACAAAGACAGGAACCCAGUUUGGAGGUAGGUUGGUUCUCCUCUCAGAAGUUAUGAGUUAAUGCUUAUUGUUUCAAUAAUCAGCAUGCUGCCAUGCUGAUCUUCCAAAGAAUCAAGUGCCAUGUGGGAACCCGCAAACUGCACAACCCACGGGAAACAAGUGCCUUUUAGAUGCCUUAGAAAGUGAUAGCAUUCCAGACCAGCAACCUCAGAAUAGCAGGGAACAAUAACCUUUGCCUUUCAUAUACUUUCAAAAUUGCAACUACUAUAUUAAAUGGUUUAUUUCUGGAUGCAUUUCAUGAGGGACACAUUUUGAUUGAAGUACUCCUUAUAUUUGGGCUGUUCAGAAGAAUUUGUUAGUAGGUCUCCUGUCCUCUAGUAAGGUCAUGGAGAAGCCUGUAGGUGACAGAUGUCUUUGAUACUUCUGCCAUUGCUUAAUUUGAUUUAAGCUGGCUGAGGGGUUUGGAGUGGCUGGAGGGGCUAUGGGGCAUGGCACCCUGUGGCUGGGGUCACUCCAAACUUUGUAAUCCUGCCUCUGUCUUUCUCAGGUGACAGUCUGUUUAGUUUCAUGGAGCUGUGUUUUGACCUCAUAGUAAUAGUCAGAAUUGCCAGGUUUUACCCUAUUUUUCCAGGGUCAGCUUAUUGCUGGAUUUAAGUGGAGCAGUGCUGCCUUUUCCAGGGGGACUGUGUACUGGAAAGACAAUGUGUGCACCUAACUGGAGGCAGGAAGGAAAUGGCUAGGUGAUCUGGUAGGAUGGGGAGAGGGGUGGUGAGGCUUUAGAAGGGGAAAGUCCGUCUUUCUAGAGAUGAGGGGUGUGUUGCACAGUCUAAUGUUAAGCCUUUAAUUUGAUUAAUUUGUAAUCAUGCUUUAAACACAUUUAUUGUCCUUGACCAAAAUCAGUUUCU